CGUAAACAUUUACUGUACCGUGUUGAACUAAUACUACUUAUCGUGUCUAACGUGGAUAUGUCCAUCUGAGAUUUGGCACCGGGGAAAUUGGGAAUACUUCCUUCGGAUGGUAUCGGACGAAUCAGGAUCUCCACACAAGAUCUCCGAAGCUUCUGCACGUGGACUGUGCAUCAUCGUUGAGCAUUUCCGAGCCGCAAACUUCUGCACCGACUCUCUCUUGGACGUGAACAAAAAAACAUGUUGGUUUCACGAAACUUGUCUAGCUUUGCGCGGGGCGCAUUGAAAACCUCACAGUCUGCACGUUGCUACGCUUCUGCAGCACCGACCGCCGCUUUCGCUGGCAAGAAGGGAGCCAACGGCAAAUAUACUGUCACCCUCAUCCCUGGAGAUGGUAUUGGACCGGAAAUCAGUCAGUCUGUGAAGGAAAUCUACAACGCUGCCAAAGUUCCUAUUGAGUGGGAGGAGGUUAGCGUUGCUCCCAUCUUGAAGGGCGGCAAGACUGUCAUCCCGGAUGUUGCUAUCAACUCUGUCAAGAAGAACACUGUCGCCUUGAAAGGUCCCUUGGCCACACCGAUCGGCAAGGGUCACAUCUCUCUCAAUCUCACUUUGCGAAGGACAUUCAACCUAUUCGCCAACGUUCGGCCUUGUGCUUCUAUCAAGGGCUUUAAGACUCCUUACGAUGAUGUGAACACUGUUCUUAUUCGUGAGAACACCGAGGGAGAGUACUCUGGUAUUGAGCACGAGAUUGUCGACGGAGUUGUCCAAUCCAUCAAGCUGAUUACAUGGGACGCAUCUGAACGUGUUGCUCGCUAUGCCUUCCAUUAUGCCGAGUCUACGGGACGCAAGCGCGUUACCGCUGUGCACAAGGCCAACAUCAUGAAAAUGUCGGAUGGUAUGUUUUUGUCUGCUUGCCGUCAAGUAGCUAAGGACUUCCCGGGAAUCACCUACGACGAGGACUUGCUGGAUCGUGUCUGUCUCCAGAUCGUCCAAAAUCCCAGACCCUACUCUGAGCGUGUCAUGGUGAUGCCCAACUUGUACGGUGAUAUCCUGUCAGACAUGUGUGCUGGUCUUAUUGGAGGAUUGGGUCUUACCCCGUCCGGUAACAUUGGACGCGAUGCUUCCAUCUUUGAGGCCGUCCACGGUUCAGCGCCUGAUAUUGCUGGCAAGGGACUGGCUAACCCCACAGCGUUGUUGCUCUCGUCUUUGAUGAUGCUUCGGCACAUGAAUUUGAAUGAACACGCCACCAAGAUUGAGAAGGCUGCUCUUGCGACCAUCGCGGAAGGCAAAACGAUCACUGGUGAUCUCGGUGGCAAGGCCUCAACUCAGGAGUACACUGCUGCUAUCAUCGAGAAACUUGCCCGGGCAUGAGCAAUAGAGCCACCUGGUAGACGCAUGGAUGGCAUUGUACAUGUCAUGGACCACGUAACAUAGAGUACAGUAGCACUCAGCUGACCAAUUUUACCAUUGCUAGAUUCUAUAUGCGCACAUCCCUAGGCAUGAGCAUUCGCGAGAGACAAUAGCCAGACAGACAUGAGGCAAGCGAGAAUCAUGAAUGUGUUGAUGAAAGGAUGAUCGCACUUGGUCUGAGCGGCGCGCGGACGUUUAGGCAGUGCUGCUUACUACGUGGCCAAGGAUGGUUAGAAACUUUGUAUACAUUUUUGUGAUGUGACGUUAAGCAUACUACCACUUUCAAAGCGUGGG
Molecule: messenger RNA, 1701 nt
Organism: Somion occarium
Lineage: Eukaryota; Fungi; Basidiomycota; Agaricomycetes; Polyporales; Cerrenaceae
Source: the annotation of a GenBank genome assembly